ACCCAUUGGCUGAACAUCCAGGAAAGCAGCUUUUGUUACGAUCCAAACUCUUCAAAUCAGCAAGAAAUAAACCACGAUGUCUUGUUUAGGGAAGGUUUAACCUCGCGAGGUCAGCAAACCUAUACUCCACGACUGAUGAUUUUUGAUUUAAAAGGAAGCCUUAGAAGUUUACCACAAUAUGGCACUUUGUAUCAAACGUCAUCCUACCAUAACGAAUCUCCGUGGUGGGGAGAGGUGUCUGUACACGAGUCAGAACCCGAGCCUAAAAAUGAGUUUCAGCUGGACCUAGAAGCCGAGGAACUUGAGGCUAUGGCCGUUGAUAAUCGAACUCGUGAUCAGGCUUAUGCUGUUGACAAUGAAACGAUUAAUCGCCCGUCAAUCAGUUUUGUCAGUGAAGAUGAUGACAAGCCUUUAAGAGAGAAAUUUUAUGACCUUGAUCAAGACAUUUCCGUGUGGUCAGAUUUUUUAGGAACUUCGUUGCAUCCUAAGUCAAUUCAGUUGGUAAGAGAUUUUUUGCAUGGAGGACAAGCUAAUCCUUUUGAUGUGUUUGGAUAUGGAGAAGGUGUUGCAAAAGAUGAGUACUUUUAUGAUGAGUUUGAAUCCAAUCUUCACUUCUUUGUGGAGGAGUGUGACAGUCUUCAGGGAUUUCAGGUCUCGUAAUAUUUAUAUAUAUUUUUUAGUGAAAAAAUAGUCCUCAGAGCAGGCAGCAGAACUUGGGUAACAUGCAGCCAUCUUUUCCUUGAAAGCUUGGUCAAUGGCUGCUGCCGCAAGAAGGACUUUACUGAGUUAUUUGCCAUCAACUAAUAUUGAAAUGAACCGGUUUAAAAGAACGUGAGUGCAGCUGGGUAUUCUGAAGUCUUAACCCAGUUUUAACUGGGUUAUACUAAUGUACAAAUCAAUUGAGAACAAAUUAGAUCACCUUGUGGGGUAGUUUAACCCUGGUCAACAUUAUCAGUUAAUCAAUCACCUUUGCCCACACUGAGAAUUUUCCAAAUUUAGGCUUUACCAUGCACCCAAGCACUUAAAUCUUUCGCCUCGCAUCCAAGUUCCUGCUAGAGUUGCCCCAAGUCAACCUCUUUUUAUCAGUAGUACUUGGCAAAAUUUGGCCAUUAACUCUAACCUGAGUGCAUGAAGCGAGCAUUAGAAGAAAAGCAAGUGACAAAGCAAAGCCUCGUGAAUCAGAAGGAAUUUCUGAAAGUCUGAAUUAAUUUCCGCUCCUCGUAGAAAUUAACCUGGUUUAACUUUUUUAACCAGGUUAUUCAAUAACUAACCCUGUUAACUCGCUAAGUGUGGCCACAGACCAUAAGGGUUUAAGUUUAUGGCAAAGAAUUUUUUGUCAUGUUGGAACUAGGCAGGCAAGAUAAGUCCAUCAUACCUGCUUAUUAUAGGUAAUGUAUAAGAACAGAGACUGGACUUCAUCUUGCUGGCUUGCAGACUUGCUAGCUUGUAGAACCAUUUAUGCACUUUUCAAAAUAUAAAGUUAGCUCUGCAAGGUUAUUUAUAAUUUAUUCCUUUUCACUGGUUAGUUGUCCAUUUAGACAGGAUGAAAUAUUAUUUAUUACUUCUCCCAAUAAUAGGAUCACCUCCUCUGUUUUCGUAAGAAAGUAUUCAUUUUCUGUAAGCUUCCUCAUUAAAGAAUGACACCCCUUCUGAUGCUAGUACUAAUCUAACCUCUCUGCACUGGCUGCCUUAAUUAAGGAGAGGUGAGUGGGUGUUAUAAAAGAUCAGGUGGUUAUAAAAAACAUAGUUGCAUGGCCCAUGAAAUGGGACAUUGGUUUUAAAAGAAAGAGUGCAAUCAUGUAUCUCUUUAGUUUUUGAAAUGCUGUAGAUAAUCAUAACUGAUUAAUCAAAAAUGCAAACAAAAUGCUCAGAAACAAACAGAGCAAAGGGAGCAAAAUACAGUUAGUAAAUCAGUUUGUACAUAUUUGUUCUUAAAUGGUUGUUUUUGCAGCUAGCAGUCACUUAAGUGGCUUUCAAUUUGUGGAAAGCUGGCUACUCUAGAAUGGUUUCAAGAUUAAAACAAGAGAGGCAGUUAAUCAUCUUAUUUUGCUUUUAUCUUGUUAGAUCUUUGCUGAUGUGUGUAAUGGGUUUGGAGGCUUGUGCAAUUAUCUGCUUGAAGAGCUCAAGGAUGAAUAUGGAAGGAAGUCAUUUGUUACAUUUGGUAUGAAUGAAACUCAAUUGCCAGAUGGAACAACUAAGGAAACUGCCUACAGAAUUCUAAACUCAGCCUUAUCCUAUGGACAGUUAUCACAACACAGUGACAUAUUUAUACCCUUGUCUCUUGCUAGUGAAGCAGUUCCACACACAGGACCCCCGAGGGAGUUUCCUCUGCUAAAUUACAAGGUAUACUGUUAUAUUUUUAUUUAAUUGCAGAAAAAAAAAAGAAUUAUUUACUUCACUUUAUACUAGCAAUUAGUUAUGAUAAUGACUCAAAAAAUUCAUAUUUUGAUGCACUAUCAAAGAGUUUGGAAUAAUCUUGUCAAGGCUCUGUUGUGGCCGACUUAGUGGUAGUUGUGUACUCCAUUUUGCAAUAUGACAAUCAGCAUCAUACCAUCUGAUUGUUUUUUAGUUUACAGUUUGCAAUUGUUUUUUUUAUUUACAGUGUAAGGAGUAAGUGCUCUUCUGUGUCUUGAACUGUUACAGUGAAACCUGGCUAAUAUGAACACCAAACGGACAUACAAUUACCAAAGAUUCUGUUCUAUUUCUGCUUCACUUUAUUAGUUAUAGUAGUCGUACUGUAAAACUUGAAAACAUUGCGGCCUCUUUUUCAGUACCUAAAUAUAGACUCAAGUAACAAAACUGGCAAUUAUUUGUGGAACUCAGUUGAUGCAAAGACACGUUUUAGCCAGACAUAACCCCUUUAAGCAGCAAUUCUGCUUUCCUUUGCAGCCAUAUCUAUCGUACCACACAAGUUCUGUGUUAGGAGUAUGUGUGGACACGAUUACCAUGCCAUAUCGGCUCAUCACACAGCAAGCCUCAAACAUGAGCAGCUUUAUCGACAGCGUGGCACAUGGAGAAAGAAAGAUUGCUGGUCUUUCAUCGUCUUUUCCUCUACCUGUGGAUGAGAACAAUUCUUUAGCUUCUUUUUUAGGAUCAAGACUACAAAGUUAUGGACGGGAGCUCUUACAAUGCAUAUCACCAGGAGUGUCAAACAGUUCUUCUCUUAUUUCCCAGUCUGCGGUGGUCAGAGGAAUUCCGGUUACUCACGCUUAUAACCCUGAAAAAAAUAUAAGUACCCAGGCUUCUCUACAAAGUAAGAACCCACUUGAAGCAUGUGCAUCGGCCAAUGAAAUCGUCCGAACAUUCCUGGAAAAUGUUCAUCCUAAUACCUCCCCUCUGUGUUGGAAUGUUAACCAGGCUUGCAUGGUUAAACCACCAUUCCCAAAUAUUUUUGCCCCUAAAGUAAACAGCUAUGGAUUUUCGGUGGAAGGAUAUGUAAGACCCGAAAACACCCGAGUUAAUCAGACAAAUGUGCUCAGCCGCUUGGAGACAAACUCCAGUAUUGGGAGCAUGUUGUUAUCAUUAGUGCAAUGGGCAAAGAAAGCAAACAUUAGCAAACAUCAUGUCUUUUUAGAAUGUGGAAUUGAAGUGGAAAGUUUUAACGGACUUCUAGAAGAACUGAGUAGUCUGUCUCAGCGAUAUGAGAACUCGUGA
Porites lobata is the source of this 3654-nucleotide messenger RNA. The record is from the annotation of a GenBank genome assembly. Lineage: Eukaryota; Metazoa; Cnidaria; Anthozoa; Scleractinia; Poritidae.